Molecule: messenger RNA, 982 nt
Organism: Rattus norvegicus (Norway rat)
Lineage: Eukaryota; Metazoa; Chordata; Mammalia; Rodentia; Muridae
Gene: Uba52l1
Product: ubiquitin A-52 residue ribosomal protein fusion product 1 like 1
Exons: 2
Coding region: 302-634 (110 amino acids)
Biological process (GO): translation
Cellular component (GO): ribosome; cytoplasm; nucleus
Molecular function (GO): structural constituent of ribosome
Source: RefSeq, marked validated
AGUGUUGACGUUUAGGAUUUGAUGUUGCCACAGGCCGGCUUGUCCGCUGUGGGGUGCUUAGCAGCAACUCUGGUAUCUACCCCUCAGGGGCAGUGCCACUGAGGCCAGGUGUCACAAUCAAAAUAUCUAGAGACGGAUCACCAACGGUCCCCGCGGUGCGAGUCAGCCUGGGAGACAGCUACAGAGAUAAGAGGAGAAGGCCGGCGGCAGACAUCAGGGGACCUUUUCCCAGCUAUGGUAAAAGUUCAAGUUGAGGGGUCUUCUUUCUCUUCAACAAGACUGCUGAGCGGCCAACCCCAACAUGCAGAUCUCCAUGAAGACCUUGACGGCCAAGGCCAUCACUCUUGAGGUCGAGCCCGGGGACACCAGAGAGAACGUCAAGGCCAAGAUCCAAGAAAAGGAAGGCAUUCCACCUGACCCGCGGAGGCUGCAAACAGCUGGAGGAUGGCCGCACCCUGCCCAACAUCCGGAAGAGUCCACCUUGCACCUGGUGCUGCGCCUGCGCGGUGGCAGCAUCGAGCCGCCCCUUCAUCAGCUUGCCCAGAAGCACAACUAUGACAAGAUGAUCUGCAGCAAGCGCUGCACCCCCGUGCAGUCAACUGCCACAAGGAGUGUGGCCAUACCAACAACCUGAGCCCCAAGAAGAAGGUCAAAUAAAGCUGGGGCCGUAUCUGGCCCGUGACCCCGAGACCAAAAAAGUCCUCUUCCAUCAACUGGAGCAGAUUUUUAAAAAAAGUCCGCGCUGCCGGGCGGCGAAGGUGCACGCCUUUAAUCCCAUCCUUCCAGCAAGUGGAACUCUGUAAAUUCAAGGCCAGCCUCGUCUACCUAGCAAGUUUCAGGGCUUCACAGAGAAGCCUUGUCUCUAAAAACAAAACAAAGCAAAACAAGUUCAAAUUAUUCUGAAAAGUUAUCAUAAAACUUCUGGAAGUUGUUUUAAGCACAUAACUCUAGAAAUCGGCUAAUAUAUUAAUUGCAAAUUCCA